ACCAUCACAUGACGCCCCUCUCAGCUUCAUCUCUCACACUGUUUAGAGGACCUGGAUAACUCCUACACCUCUCACACUACACACACACGAGCUCUAACAUCACCAUGAACCUACAGGAGCUGUUAUUAUGGCUGACAGUGACUCUAAGCUGUGUUAUAACUGGUGUGAGAUGUAUGGAGGUCAACCCUGAUAUCUAUCUUGAUGUGCCGUCUUUGGUGGCCAAGUACGGCUACCCCAUAGAAACCCACACGGUGAUAACGGAUGACGGAUACAUCCUCACGCUGCAUCGGAUACCCCACGGCCGCCACAAAACCACAGAGGAACGUUCUAGAAACAAAAUAGUCUCGCGGGUUCCGGUUCUUAUGCAACAUGGCUUACUGGCCUCUUCGGCUUGUUGGAUACUCGCUCCAGUGGAUAAAGCUCCGGCGUACGUCAUGGCGAACGCUGGCUACGAUGUGUGGCUCGGGAACGCAAGGGGCAACUUCUACUCUAGGGCCCAUACACACCUCUCACCUGACGAGAAAGAAUUUUGGGAUUUUAGCUGGGACGAAAUGGCGGCUCAUGACGUACCUGCUGUUAUUGACUAUAUCUUGGCCCAUACCAGCCACCCGAGCCUGUAUUAUAUAGGUCACAGUAUGGGGACAACCAUGUUCUUCGCGAGUAUGGCCACACGACCAGAAUACCACAGUAAGGUCAGGAUGAUGUUUGGCCUCGGACCUGUGGCCACCGUAGCCCACGUCAGGAGUCCUAUAAGGUUCAUCGCACCUUUUGCCGACAAUGCACAGGUCUUGUUGAAGCUUCUCGGGAAAUAUGAGUUCCUGCCCCACAGCCCCAGGUUUGUCAGGUGGACGGAAGCAUUGUGCACUCUUCAUAAGUUCGAGGAGAUCAUGUGUAGGAACGCAUUCUUCUUCCUCACUGGGUUCGACGCUCCGCAGUUUAAUAUGACUUGGCUUCCUGUGAUCCUCGGCCACACUCCUGCUGGGACCUCCACCAGGACUGUUAUCCACUUUGCCCAAGAGAUUAACUCAGGUAAAUUUUUGCACUACGAUUUUGGCCGAAAGGAGAAUCAGAAGAGAUACCAUCAGCCAACCCCUCCUGUGUACACUCUCAGCCACGUGAAAGUUCCUGUUGUGCUUAUAUGGGGGCAGAAUGAUUACUUGGCAGACCCACAGGACGUGGCUCGCCUGGCCUCGGAGUUACCCCAACUUAAAGCCAGUUUCAAGGUUGAGUUGCCAUUAUUUAACCACAUUGAUUUCCUUUGGGGCAUUGACGCUGAUAAAUAUGUUUAUAGGAUCAUCUGUAAGUAUUUGAAACUAUUUUAAAGGAUUGGAUUCUGUAUAAGUGACCUGGAGGAGGAUUAUAAAGGGUUAAAGUCAUCGUACUCAAGGGUUAAAGUCAUCGUACUCAAGGGUUGAAGUCAUUGUACUCAAGGGUUGAAGUCAUCGUACUCAAGUUUUGGUGUUGUACUCAAGUGGUUGCUAUCGUACUCAAGGGGUAACCAAUUAAGAUGAGUGGGACCAUUUAUACACUAUUUACAGGGACCAUUUACACACUAUUUACAGGGACCAUUUACACACUAUUUACAGGGACCAUUUAUCGUAAUUAUAAUAAGAUAAAUAUAUAUAUGGUUAAUAAUAAUAGAUGUAGUCUCCCAUAAGGUAUCGGCCAGUUUCUUUAUCAAUAUAAUAUGUCACAAUGGACGAGUAUUUGUGAUUCCUGCAUAAAGUCGGUAGGUCUGCCUUUCUAGUAUCUGUGAAGCUAUCAGUUAUUAUUUAUGGCAUUUGUUCCAUAUUUAGUAGAAUAUUAUAUUAAUGGCAGUCAAAUAGCGGGUGUGUUCUGCCGGUAACUCCCGACAAACACCAGUACCCGGGAGUCAUUGGAAAACACGGCUUGUACCGACAGAUAUCGUCUCGUAGUGUGUGUCAGAUAAUGUUCAGUUGCCAGCACUUAUCAGAAUGUCAUUGUAAUUGGAUAUGGGAAAUUAAUGUAAUGUCUGAUCGUAGUGUUUUAUAUUUCGUUCGAAGCGAUUCCACCGUAACUUCGGUUCAUGAAAACAUAGUACUAAUGUUAUAUUCCUAUUUGUCGACCCAUCCCCUGAGGCUGAAGUAGUAUCUAAGGUGCCAUAAACCAGUGGAGUUGCUCAUGACGUUAUUGGUUUUGUAUAUGACAUCACAGUUCAUCACAUUAUGUAGACAACAGGUGAUGUACUGCAGGUAUGGUCAUUAUCAGGUACAAAAGGAACGAACGAAAGAGGCAACUCACAAUAAGGAAUACCAACCUAACCUAACCUAACCAACCUAACCUAACCUAACCUAACCCAACCCAACCUAAC
Molecule: messenger RNA, 2332 nt
Organism: Homarus americanus (American lobster)
Lineage: Eukaryota; Metazoa; Arthropoda; Malacostraca; Decapoda; Nephropidae
Product: gastric triacylglycerol lipase-like
Exons: 9
Coding region: 105-1322 (405 amino acids)
Biological process (GO): lipid metabolic process
Molecular function (GO): hydrolase activity, acting on ester bonds
Source: RefSeq, a predicted model, not a curated record